Messenger RNA from Cyphellophora europaea CBS 101466, 2064 nucleotides. RefSeq lists its product as uncharacterized. The transcript has a single exon. The coding region runs from base 1 to 2064 and encodes 687 amino acids. NCBI's taxonomy places the organism in Eukaryota, Fungi, Ascomycota, Eurotiomycetes, Chaetothyriales, Cyphellophoraceae. The record is from RefSeq and is a predicted model, not a curated record.
AUGGAGAAUUGGGAGAACUUCUCGAGAUCAGAAGAUCGACCAGCAACCCGACCGUCAAUCUGUGCUCAUGAUGGUCUGAGCUCUACGGCCGAGCCAUUCAACUACGCACCACUCAAUCCGACGAACUGGGAAAUCAGGUUAAUGCGACUAUUGCCGCUGAAAGACGACGGCGUUAUCUCUCUAGAGCUGGCAUCGGUGCCGUUGAGUGACUUUCGAGGCCGCUUCCGGGCAAUCUCGUACACUUGGGGCCCGGAACAGCCGAUGAAAGAUAUUCUUGUAGGAGACCGGUAUUUCCGAGUACGAAAGAAUAUCUAUUCAUUCUUUCAGCACUGUCUAAAUGUGGGUAAAUUGACGGCUUCCGACUACAUUUGGGUCGACUCGAUCUGUAUCAACCAAAAUGAUAUUUCAGAAAAGAACAUACAGGUAGGGAUGAUGAAGUAUGUCUUCUCAUAUGCUACUUCCGUCCUCGUCUGGCUAGGUACCACAAGCAGAGAAUCCUUUCUGGUGAACGAAUUCCGAAAUUGGCGCUUCUCCGAAUCUGCCUACAAGCCCAGCAUGGACCUAUUACCAAGAGAUCACGCAAGUCAUCACCGAACAUCAGACAAACAGGAGCUUGCGAGGCUCAAGGGAAGUUGGAUAGACUACCUACAGCAAUGCGUUGUCAGUAAAUCAUUCGAUAUAAUCAACGAAGAGCUGUAUGCUCAACUGAUGAACCUUCUUCGCAACCCAUACUGGGAACGGCUAUGGAUAGUCCAAGAAUGUGUCCUAGCGAAGCAGGUAUAUAUUCUCCUCGGCCAUCACGAGAUACCCAUAGAGAUUGCGCAUGCCAUGAGCCUCUUUCGACAGAACCUGCUCCCCUCAACAAAUCGAGAAUUGGUCGCCAAAGACACAACGAAAACCUUCAUGGACAUGGACCCGUACGACCCAGCUAUCAUAUCGAACAUCAUAUCACACAAAAAUCCUACAAGUCCUAUCCGUCAUAAGAUUGGCCUACUCCAAGUGCUGUCUCAGUUCUUCAGACAACUUUGUGAGGAUCCCAGAGAUAGAGUGUUCGGACUCCUCGGGUUUUGCUCAAAAGGAGGCGAGCUCAACACGGACUACUCGCUCAGACCAGAAGAGGUCAUGUUACAUACACUGCUGCUAAUUUACGAUGAAGCAGCGGAAGACUUUGGUCCAUCGAAAGAGGUGGUUAUAUUCCAUUCGGGAAUCGAAGAAUUGGUGACCGACCGUACUGGCGACAUCGAUUCCUCUAUCAUAUCCGCUCUGGAACCUCUUUCCCUGGCCCUGCAGGUCAAUUUUCGUGAUGUCAUUUCCCUGCUAAGCAACUUGAGAAGAAAAGACACAUCUUUCGCGAAAACACUUAGCCCUCUUGUCGAAUGGAAAGUGACCAUCACCUUACGCCCAACCUUCAUAUUCAGAUACGAAGGGGAUUCGCUGCAGAGAUACGACUGGCACAUGCAGGAAAUUCAAGAAACAAAGAGCAGCCAAUUAUCGCCGCGUCUUCACAGAAAGUAUUACCACUGCGGGAAGCCGACUACCAAGGCCUUCGGAACAUUCGUCAGGUCCGAUUACCGAAUCCCAAAAGCUUCCGUAUUUUCGCAUUGCUUGAGGACAGACAGAUUCGGUGCCGUUACAAUAUUUCUGGAGUUCGAAAAUUGUCACCCCUGCACCCGACCACAUAAGACGGAGCAAAGCUCGGCUGAUGCUGAUGGUGUGUCCACGGGGCUGCUGCUGAAACUCUCCGCGGAAGGUCAGAUCAUCUUGCUAGAAUUUGUCGCCAUCGGUCCUGACACUCAUCUGACUGGCGAAAGCGAUGGACACAUACUACGUCUCGAACCCACUCAAUCAAUUGACGACGUGGUCGAUCCCAUCAGGACCGCCGUCAACGGUAUUAUGCCCAGAAUUAUCAGGUUCUAUCGACAUGUUACUACCGAGAGUCACACCAUCGAGCUGCCGGAGAUGGAGUGCUCCAUCAAAGUCCCGCUCUGUAUUAACGAGCUGGAAAAGGAUUUCUAUGCUAUGAUGUUGCAGCCGCUUGGCUACUUGUGGAGUGUCGAUGUUUGA